Molecule: messenger RNA, 1566 nt
Organism: Gigantopelta aegis
Lineage: Eukaryota; Metazoa; Mollusca; Gastropoda; Neomphalida; Peltospiridae
Product: probable glycosyltransferase STELLO1
Exons: 4
Coding region: 139-1566 (475 amino acids)
Source: RefSeq, a predicted model, not a curated record
AGCUGUCAAAGUAAAAAUAUACUCGUUCUUAAAUACCUUCCGUGUGGGAAUUAAGCUUGUUCUCAACGUUGCAUUACAAGGAGGUUGAGUGUCGUGUGGUUUUACAACAUUACCUGUUGCCACCGCAGUAAACGUGCAAUGACAAAGGUUCGCGUGGUCUACAUUUGCGUUGUCGUCGGCGUGGUGUUGUCGUUUGCAUACGUCAAUCUGAUGUCCAAUAUGAACAACGCCAGUAAAUGGCAUUCAUUCUUCGAGAAGAAACCUGCUAUAAGACAAUUCAACAGUUCAAGCUUGGGACCUACCUUUGACAAGUGGAUCGUGGUGACGACCAUCUUCUCUCCCACGGAUGACGUCAAGUUUCUAGCUAAAAUACCCGGAUGGAAAGUCGUCGUCGUUGGAGACAGAAAAACACCCCGACACUGGAGCAGUCCUAACUGUAUUUUCCUAGACCUCGAAACACAACAACAGCUUGGUUUUGAGAGUGUCGCACUUCUUCCUACCGAAAGCUAUGCCCGGAAAACAAUCGGAUACCUGUACGCCAUUGCGAGAGGUGCCAAGGUCAUUUACGAAACCGAUGACGACAAUCGACCUAUUGACCUUCUAAGAAACUUUAUUCUACAGCCGCAGACAUCGGGUAUUAUGUUUGAUGGGGAGCAUCUGUUCAAUCCGUACCGCCAUUUCGGUCAGCCGACGUUGUGGCCGAGAGGUUAUCCUCUGAACGCCAUCGGAGACAACGUCUCUUACAACUACAUCCUGCAGACGUGGAAAACUCCUUCCAUCCAACAGGGACUAGUGAACGGCGACCCGGAUAUGGAUGCUAUUUUCAGACUGACUCGGAAGAAGACGCUGAAGAUGUUGAAUAUAACAUUUGACAUGCGGGCUCCCCCUGGUGUUGUACCAGCAGGCGUCUUUUCGCCUUUCAACUCCCAGAACACGCUGUUUCUCUAUGACGCACUGUGGGCCUUGCUUAUUCCCACAACCACAACGUUCAGAGUGUGUGAUAUUUGGAGGGGCUACUGGGCGCAGCGUCUUCUCUGGGAAAUGGGAGGAACUCUGGGAUUCCUUCCACCAAACGCUUUCCAGAAACGAAAUUCGCAUUCAUACCUUGACGAUGCUGUUCAGGAAAAAGAUCUGUACUUUGAAACAACGAGACUUGUGUUGUUCUUGAAACAAUGGAACUGCCACCCAAACUCAACCUUCUUUACCUGCGUGCUAACCCUCAGUCAAGAUAUGGCUAAUAAUAAUUUUUGGAAGGAAGCUGAUGUCCUGUUAACUGGAACCUGGCUCAGAGAUCUGCAAAUGGUUGGGUAUCGAGAACCGGAGCGACUAAAUGAACGAAAUAGACAAUUCCCAUCACCUCUCAUGGAAACCACCUUGACGGGUGAGGCAUCUGACCUGAUUUCACGGCAAAUUCCCAUCUCCGCGUGUUCGUUUCUUACUUUUAAACCAAGUAAGGGUGAUUUUGUGGCUUGCCAUUCCUUGUCAACUGGAUGGAACCGAAUACUGGUGCUUCCUGGUUCUUCAGUUUGGUCUCGAACCUCAACCUCAACCUCUGACCUCUGUUGA